Molecule: messenger RNA, 668 nt
Organism: Colletotrichum navitas
Lineage: Eukaryota; Fungi; Ascomycota; Sordariomycetes; Glomerellales; Glomerellaceae
Exons: 1
Coding region: 195-578 (127 amino acids)
Source: RefSeq, a predicted model, not a curated record
CCCAAACCUUGAAGCGAUAGUCAAACGACGAUCUCAUAUCCCUUGGGCCCGGCGCAGUGCCACCCGAUCAACCAGGAUCGACGACAACAGCGGCCCUAGCCGCCCAGCCUUGCUAGCUCCAUCGGCAUGUCAAGUGAACUGCUGUCCCCGUCGGCAGCGCAGCGCUGAACCGCGUCGUGCACUUGCGGGCUGGUAUGUGCUGCCGUGUUGUUUGCGUGUUGCUUGGUUCGAUGGUCGGUUUGACCAUGCUUGAGGUCAUGGCGUUAAUGUUGACAAACACCCAUCUUGGCAUCCAUCAUCGUCAUCUCGGGCAAGCCCAGCGUCGUUCGGUCCCGGGGACGAGAUGGCCCGGGCGCACAGUGAUUGCGGGUCCACCAACCAACCACAUGAUGAAUGAUCAUCGUCGUGCCGUGCGACGAUCACGCGGCGCUGCGACGCUGGCCUCUGGGCUGCUCCCCCUUCUUCUCCCACCCCCACGACCGUCCCAGCCUCUCCCGACCGAGAUGCAGCCGGGGCGACGUUUGAGCCACCCAAGGGACCAGCACAGAGGAAAAGCGCCACCCCCACAGUUGAGUUGAGAUGUCGGCGGGCAGACGACCCCUCUUAGUCAGCGGGCAGGAAUAAGAUUUUCUUGUCUGUUUUCGGUCCGGAAACGUCCAGGGCGCAGC